AAGUCGUGAAACUGAACCCAUAUCUCGUGUAGGCGGUAUGUUUGCCUGUAUCUAGUGCCGUCGACUGAGUUUCACCUAUAGAUGUCAUCCGGACAGCAUAGGGCAACUCCCAGUAAGUCCUGGCUCCAUUUUGUACAUACCAGCCACUCAAGCAGGCUCUCUGUCAUAAGUGGUAGUGAAACUUGAAGGGAAAUUGCGCGCAUAUUUGGCUGCGAGAGCUACGUAUACUGCUGCACGCUGUAUUGGAUUGCAUCUCUCGUGCGAUGCCCCGAGCGCGACAAACACUACACUGCAGCAUUAGGUUUAUUAUGCCAACUAUGUCAAUACUGCCGGCCCACGGAUUUAAACAAGGUUUGAAUACGGAGGAGCUUCGAUUUGCCUAAUGAACAGCCCGCAUUUAAUCUCGCACUAGACAUACAUUUUUAAGGACUUGCGGGAGCACAGCAUGGGCUGCGGCGCAUCCACGGCCCUGAGCGCGAGGGGAGAGGCGGAGUUCAAGGCGCUUCCGCUUACCUCUGAGGAGCGUCAGAGGUUUGAGGAGGCACUGGCGGCAUCUGCGGAGGCAGCAGCCCGGCAUCUGCAAGAGAGACAGCAGCUGCAGAAGCAGCUGAGUGAGGCACUACGUGACCUGCAACGGCUGAAGGCGCAAUUGGGCGAGAGCUGCGGCGUCCCUGCUGUACCAUUGCCCGCCAGGGCCCCAACUGAGGACGGGCAGCCGGCUGUUGUCGGGCAGCAGGCUGCUGGGGACGGGCCGUCAGCCACCUCAGCUGUUCGCCAACCAGUGGAGCCUGCUGCUGGCAGUCACGAAACCAGUGAAGCACACGCCCGGCUGCUACAGCGCGUACCGGACCACGUGCGGCUAUUGCAGCUUCCGCCAGUGAUCCAAGAUCUGCAUCGUGGCAUGCCGCCCGACAUUGCAAGUGCACCCAUGCGGCUGGUACUUAUUGAGGCAGUGAUAAGCUGGGGCGCGGCGCUAAAGGUGUACGAGGAUGUGGUGGUGUCGGAGUGCUUGGAUGUGCCGUACACAGACGUGCCGGAGAAGGUUUGGGAGGUGACAGUAACGCUGAGCUGGCGCUGGGGCGCGCAAAAGCCGGCUGCGUCCCAGGCAGGCUUCAGCCCCAUGCAGCCGUCGCAGUCUGAGGAGCUGAUAGGGGCGCUGCGCCAGCUGGCAGACGCAGGCUUUGUGUACGUCUGGAUCGACUGGUGCUGCGUUCCGCAAUACUCGGCACCCAGCAUGGUGGAGGUGCUGAGGUCCAAGGUGUUCUAUGCACGUGCUCGCACCAUGCUGGUGCUGCCCACCUUCCACUGCCUGCCCGCGGAGGGCAUCAUCCGGCCACUGCUGGCACGCACGCAGCAGCUGCUGGCGAUGGCAGAUGAGAGUGCAAACGACACAGCAGCGGCAGCCACUGCGCUUGGCUCCAUGCUGUUGAAGGGGCAAAUGGCGUGCCGUGAGUACUUUAGCCGCGUGUGGACGCUGGCGGAGCGGCUAGCACGCUAUGGCCGGGACGAGCCGCUGAGCUGCUGGCUGGGCCUGGAGAAUUGGCUGGGCAUGCUGCUGGAUUCGGUGCUGGCGGCGUCGGGUGUGGCACAUGCGUGCAAUGGCCAUCGAGUGGAUGACCCAAAGGCCACAGUGGCACUGUACGUGAAGGCACUGGAUGCGCUGGGCACUGCUGGGGGGAGCACAGCUGCGGAGGGCAUGGACGCUGGUGGCAUGGAGGGCACAGGCGGUGUUGAUGGCAGCACCAGCAGUGCGGUGAGGAGCACCCAGCUGGUAGAGGCUCUGGUGCCGCUGCUUACGGCUGCGUCAGCCACUGGCAGCCUGCUGGGAGAGGAUGUGGAGGGCCUGGACGCCCUGCUGUCAGAACUGAUGCACGUGGGCACACGCGUGUGGCGCCUGGCACGGCUGGGGGAGGCGCCCAGCUCGUCGUGGCUGCUGGGCUACCUGGCGGACAUGCAGGCCGGCGUGUACCAGGCGUGGAGUGAGCCUGACCGCGUGUGGGCGCUGUACUCAUACUUCUCAUGGAAAAAGCCCGAUGUGAUGUCACCGGCAGCUCUGGCAGAGGCGGUGAAGGACCUUGUCACAGUGGCAGGAGGCGGUGCGCAGCACUUGGCGGUGGCUGGCUCCAAGCUGGGCCUGGGAGCACGGCGGCUGGCAGCCAUUGCUGGUGUGCUGGGCCUGGGGGAGUUUGAGGAGGCUGAGCGAGCAAGGGCCAAGGCCCUAGGCCAGGAGCUCCUCGGUCCUGCAGCAGCUGGCGACAUAGCAGAGGCGCGCCAGCUCCUGUACAGUGGAGCAGAACCUGAUGCACAAGAUAUGAAUGGAGAAACACCACUGCACAAGGCCGCUUACAAUGGCCACAUGGAGGUGGUCAAGGCAUUACUUGAGGCUGGUGCCAGCACAGACAUUGGUGACAAGGACGAGUUGUUGACACCACUGCACAAGGCUGCUGACAGAGGCCACAUGGAUGUGGUUGAGGUGCUGCUGGCAGCUGGUGCCAGCAAGGAUAUGGCUGCACAGAAUGGAUUGAUGCCGCUGCACAAAGCCGCUGAAAAUGGUCACAUGGAGGUGGUCAAAAUCCUGCUGGCGGCCGGUGCCAGCAAGGAUAUCGCCAGCAAGAAUGGAGUGACGCCCCUGCACAAGGCCGCUGGCAAAGGCCAAACUGAGGUGGUCAACAUCCUGCUGGCGGCAGGUGCCGGCAUGGACAUCACCCACAAGAAUGGAGUGACACCACUGGGCAUGGCUGCUGGCAAAGGCCACACGGAGGUGGUCAAGGCACUACUUGAGGCCGGUGCCGGCAAGGACAUUGCUGACAAGAAUGGAUCAACGCCACUGGGCAUGGCUGCUGGCAAAGGCCACACAGAGGUGGUCAAGGCACUACUUGCGGCUGGUGCCGGCACUGACAUCGCUGACAAGAAUGGAUUGACGCCGCUGGGAAUGGCCUCUUCCAAUGGCCACGCGGAGGUGGUCAAGGCGCUGCUGGCGGCUGGUGCCGGCACAGACAUAGCUGACAAGGACGGAUUGACACCGCUGCACAAGGCCGCUGACAAUGGGCAUACGGAGGUGGUCAAGAUGCUGCUGGCGGCAGGUGCUGGCAAGGACAUCGCCGAGAAGCAGAAUGGAGAGACGCCACUGUACCAAACCGCUGGCAAAGGCCACAUAGAGGUGGUCGACGUGCUAUUGGCGGCUGGUGCUGGCACUGACAUUGCCGCACAGAACGGAGAAGCACCACUGCACCAGGCCGCUUACAAUGGCCACACGGAGGUGGUCAAGGCACUACUUGCGGCUGGUGCCAGCACAGAUGUCGCUGACAUGUACUACGAAUUGACGCCACUGCACAAGGCCGCUGGCAACGGCCACACGGAGGUGGUCAAGGCGCUACUUGCGGCUGGUGCCGGCACUGACAUAGCCGACAAGAACGGACUGACACCGCUGCACAAGGCCGCUUCCAAUGGCCACAUGGAGGUGAUUAAGGCGCUACUUGCGGCCGGUGCCAGUAAGGACAUCGCUGACAAGAAUGGACUGACGCCACUGGGCAUGGCCGCUUCCAAUGGCCGCGCGGAGGUGGUAAAGGCGCUAGUUGCAGCUGGUGCCCGCGCGGACACCGCUGACAAGAACGGAUUGACGCCGCUGCACAAGGCCGCUGACAACGGGCAUACGGAGGUGGUCAAGAUGCUGCUGGCGGCAGGUGCCAGCAAGGACAUUGCCGAGAAGCAGAACGGAGAAACGCCACUGCACAAGGCCGCUGACAGAGGCUACAUUGAGGUAGUCGAGGUGCUGCUGGCGGCUGGUGCGGACAAGGACAUCGCUGACAAGAACGGAUUGACGCCGCUUGGCAUGGCCGCUUACAGCAGAGGCGGCAUGGGUGUAUUGAAGGUGCUACUUGCGGCAGGUGCCAGCGCGGAUAUUGCUGACAAGAACGGAGAAACCCCACUGCACAAGGCCGCUGGCAAAGGCCGCACGGAUGCAGUCGAGGUGCUGCUGGCGGCCGGUGCCGACAAGGACAUCGCUGACAAGAACGGACGGACGCCGCUGCACAAGGCCGCUUCUGAACGCCACCCGGCGGUAGCCGAGGUGCUGCUGGCGGCUGGUGCCGACAAGGACAUCGCUGACAAGGACGGGAGGACGCCGCUGGAUUUGUUAGACUGGAUGGCCGACGUAAACGUGCGGUAGCCUGGAGGCCGGCACGGCCACGGACGAUCGGCACUGCGGGCGAUCCACACGGGCAGCCAGCCGUAGUGGCGGCGGAGUACAGUACCGGUAUUCUGGGCUGAAACAGCAAACCUCGCUCCCCAUGCUUAAGAUGGCGCACUUUGGCGAACUUGGGGCCAUCUCAGACUUGAGAGUAGCUCGGUAGUGCGCACCUGUGGGCCCGGCGGGCUGAGCGACCGUGGAGCGCUCAUCUUGCUUGGUGGCUAAGGUCGUCAUAUCAUGACGUGCGGGACCCACUUUUGAUUCUGUAUGCACUUGAAUUUCGCACGCGCACAUUGGGAGGGCGCCCGUGUGAGGUGCUUCACACCAGGGUGUCAUGCUACAGCGAGGACCAGACGUGGCACGGGGCCAGUGGUGAACUAGGGUUACAAUUUCAAAUUCGCCCCAUCCCUUUCUGUAUGCGCAUCGGUGAUUUUCCAAAGCAGGGGGCACCACGGGGCAAGCCGAUUGGUGUUGGGUAUGGGGGAGGAUUUAGCGGGGGAUGAGCGUCCAGUGAAUGCGCGGCUACGGUGUCCACUGCUGGUUGAACAGACAGCCUUGGCCACUACAAGUGUGGCCUAAAAAAGGCCUGGCCCUGCCAUGAGCCAAAAGCAUGUGCGUUGUAAUUGUG
Messenger RNA from Chlamydomonas reinhardtii, 4817 nucleotides. RefSeq lists its product as uncharacterized. The transcript has 28 exons. The record is from RefSeq and is a predicted model, not a curated record. Lineage: Eukaryota; Viridiplantae; Chlorophyta; Chlorophyceae; Chlamydomonadales; Chlamydomonadaceae. Gene Ontology annotation, molecular function: protein binding. Bases 446 to 4168 code for a protein of 1240 amino acids.